Molecule: messenger RNA, 3051 nt
Organism: Penicillium cataractarum
Lineage: Eukaryota; Fungi; Ascomycota; Eurotiomycetes; Eurotiales; Aspergillaceae
Product: mannose-ethanolamine phosphotransferase MCD4
Exons: 5
Coding region: 1-3051 (1016 amino acids)
Biological process (GO): GPI anchor biosynthetic process
Cellular component (GO): endoplasmic reticulum membrane
Molecular function (GO): mannose-ethanolamine phosphotransferase activity
Source: RefSeq, a predicted model, not a curated record
AUGGCGCGUCUCGGCCGCGUUGGGUUCCUCGCCCUCGCGGUGGUCUUCCACCUGAUCUAUACAUAUUCGAUCUUCGAUAUCUACUUUGUGAGCCCAAUUGUGAGUGGUAUGCGCUCAUUUGGCGUCGACCGCCCAGUUGGAACCAAUGCUCCCGCGCAACGACUCGUCCUCUUUGUCGCCGAUGGCCUCCGCGCCGACAAGGCCUUUCAAGCAUUCCCCGAUCCGUCCCCCGAUGCUCUCGCCGAGCCAUCCGAUGAUUUGAUUCGAUUGGCACCAUUCAUUCGCUCUAAAGUUCUUACGCAUGGAACCUUCGGUGUCUCUCAUACCCGUGUCCCCACCGAAUCGCGACCCGGUCAUGUUGCCCUCAUUGCGGGCUUGUACGAGGACGUCUCGGCAGUUACAACGGGUUGGAAGUUAAAUCCCGUUGAUUUCGACAGUGUCUUUAAUCGCAGUCGGCAUACAUGGAGUUGGGGUAGCCCGGAUAUUCUGCCAAUGUUCAAGGAAGGAGCGGAGCCCGGCCGUGUUGAUGCGGAGAUGUAUGCGGAGGAAGCUGAGGAUUUCAGUCAGGACGCUACUCAUCUGGAUACUUGGGUGUUUUCGAAAGUUCACGAGCUAUUCGAGUCUGCAAAGACCGAUCCGGAGCUUGACCGAAAACUGCGCGAGGACAAACUGGUGUUCUUCCUUCACCUGUUGGGACUAGAUACCACCGGUCAUGCGUUCAGGCCUUACUCCAAGGAAUACCUCAAUAACAUUAAGAUUGUGGACAGGGGUAUUCAAUCGGUCACCAAGCUGGUCGAGGAUUUCUACGGCGAUGAUCAGACCGCAUUCGUUUUCACUGCGGAUCAUGGCAUGAAUGACAUGGGCAGCCACGGAGACGGUCAUCCAGAUAACACACGCACUCCCUUGGUUGUGUGGGGUUCUGGCGUUGCUAAACCCCAAAUUACUAUGAAUGGAAUUGCCCCCGGCCACGAGGACGGCUUCUCGUCGGAUUGGGGAUUUGACCAGAUCCAGCGACAUGACGUUGCACAGGCCGAUGUCGCGGCUCUUAUGGCUUACCUGGUUGGCGUCGACUAUCCCGUCAACUCGGUGGGUCAGCUGCCAUUGGAUUAUAUUGAUGCCACUCCAAAGGAGAAGGCACAGGCCGCGCUUGCAAACACCCGGGCCGUGCUGGAAAUGUAUCGAGUCAAGGAAGAGCAGAAGCGAAACGCGGUGCUCCGCUACGUGCCAUUUGAACCCCUCUCUGGCGAUGGGGAAACUUCAAUUGAAGGCCGCUUUGCAAACCUGGAGACCCUGAUCUCUAACGGGGCUUAUGAGGAUUCCAUUGCCCUAUCUUCAGAGUUGCUGGUGCUCGGUCUCGAGGGUCUGCGCUACCUGCAAACAUACGACUGGCUGUUCCUGCGGACAAUUGUCUCUCUGGGCUACUUGGGCUGGAUUGCUUAUGCGUUGACCACAGUCAUCGAUUUGCAUGUAUUGCACGGAACGACCGACUCUCACCGGACGACUGCGAGCAUCUCAUUCUUUUCAUCAAUCUUGGUGGCCCUAUUCUCCAUUUUCCUGUACCAGGGCUCAUCGUGGCGGUAUUACUUCUACGCUUUCUUCCCAGUCUACUUCUGGGAGGAAGUCUUUGCUCGCCGCAAGGCAUUGGCUGCUGGCCGUCAGAUUAUUCUCGGCCAUGUUCACUCAUUUUCUGGAUACCUUUCCUUUGGACUGCAAACGCUAGCUUUCCUUGGUGUACUCGAGGCACUGGUCCAAUCUUACUUCCACCGUGAAAUCUUCACCGUCGGGUUUGCCUUGGGCGCCCUCUGGCCUGUGGUUUAUGGCUUUAGGUUCAUUCGUAACCAUGCUUUCCUCACCGCAACAUGGGCUCUUGGGUGUUCUCUAAUGAGUACUUUCACUCUUCUUCCCGUCCUGAAAGUGGAGAACCUUGAUACUAUCACCUACGGUGGUCUCAUUAUGUUCUUCACCGGCAUUCUGUACCUCCUAUUCGAGGAUGCCAUCCUUGAACACGGCGGCAGUGUCGCAAAGGGCUCCAAAUCUACCACAGUCGGAUCACGAGUUAUCGUGGGGUUGCAGGUCGGCAUGGUGCUUCUUGCAUUGAUUGUGACUCGCUCCAGUGUGACAUCACUCCAAGCACGUGAGGGCUUGCCCAUUGGCAACCAAGCGGUGGGCUGGUUUGUACUUGUGGCCUCGCUCUCUUUACCCUUCUUCCACCGAUUCUACCCAAACAACAACUAUCUCCACCGCCUUAUGGUCAUCUUCCUGACCUUCUCGCCAACAUUCAUCAUUCUCACGAUCUCGUGGGAAGGGCUAUUCUACUUCGUGUUCUGCAUGACCCUUGUAACAUGGGUCCGUCUUGAACACGCUAUCUACGUCCAUACUGCAGGUUCAAAGACUGUCCAGUCGCAAGAGCCAGCUACGAAUGGUUCAUCAACUGAAUCAAAACCUGCCCCUACCAGCACUACCACCGUCGAUGGACAGACAUAUAGCUACCGUGCUCUCACCCUCUCUGAUACCCGUGUCGCGCUGUUCUUCUUCUUCCUACUUCAAUCAGGAUUCUUCAGCACUGGAAAUGUCGCCUCCAUUUCCACCUUUUCUCUCGAUAGUGUUCGCCGUCUCAUCCCCAUCUUCGACCCCUUCGCCCAAGGUGCCCUCUUGAUCUUGCAAAUCCUUAUCCCCUUCGCCAUCAUCAGCGCCAACUUGGGUAUUCUCAACCGUCGCCUCGAAGUUGCGCCCAGUGCUCUGUUCAUGGUCGUCAUGUCCAUCUCGGACGUGAUGACCCUGAACUUCUUCUACAUGGUGCGCGAUGAGGGCUCCUGGCUGGACAUUGGUAUGACUAUCAGCCACUUCUGCAUUGCUAGUGCCCUCUGCACUUUCGUUGCUGGACUAGAGUUCCUCAGCGAGCAGUUCGUCAGUGGUGUUGACUUUGGUGGUACUGCUCAAGCCCUCGGGUCUGCUGUUGUACAGGCUGUGAGCGAGUCUGCCGAGUGUGGCCAUGAGUCGACGACUUCGAAAAGUCGUAGCCGAGACAAGGGCAGCAAGGCCCAGCAAUGA